GGGGGAGAAAGACAUCGGCUGUGAAAUCUGCCCACGGGUAGGACAUCCCGAAAGCCAAGAGCGACUCCCAGGAUGAUCAUCGCCUCCUCCAGCUCCCGAAAAGCUUCGCGCCAGAGCGCGGUGAUUGGUUGUCUCUCGAAGGAGCGGGGAGGAGUUUUUGGUACCUGCUGCGCUCCGUUGCGUCUUGGGAUUCGUAGUCUCCAAAGGAGCCUUUGGUGUGCGGGAGAGUGGAAGAGGCGGCGUUGCUUUUAGGUGCAGGUCGGCGAGUCAGGAGCGCCGGGGCCGCGCGGCAUGGACAAGCUGAAGCGGGUGCUGAGCGGACAGGACGCGGAAGAUCCGGGCCCCCUGGCCGAGGUGGUGGAUGCAUCUUCCUUAAGCUGGAGCACAAGACUGAAAGGCUUCAUUGCUUGUUUUGUUAUAGGAGUUCUGUGCUCUAUUUUGGGUACUUGCCUGUUAUGGAUUCCAGCGAAAGGCAUCAUCUUGUUUGCUGUAUUUUACACGCUAGGAAAUAUCUCAUCCAUUGGAAGCACAAUAUUUCUUAUGGGACCUAUGAAGCAAUUGAAAAGAAUGUUUGAGCCUACCCGUUUAAUAGCUACUAUUGUUAUGCUUCUAUGUCUUACAUUAACUCUGUGUUCAGCUUUCUGGUGGGAGAAUAAGGGACUUGCCCUCAUCUUCUGUAUUUUGCAGUUUUUUGCAUUGACAUGGUACAGCAUUUCAUACAUACCAUUUGCAAGGGAUGCUGUGAAGAAGUGCUUUGAAGCAUGUUUCACAUAACAAGCAAGCCACGAGCUAUAAUUUUACUAUGGCUGGCAGGACAUGUUUCAUCUCCGUAAAAAGAAGUCUCACACUGAGGACUGGAAGACCUGCACAACCAUAUGAUCUGCACAUACAUGCCUAGGAGCAACCAUAUCAAGCUUUCUAAGUACUUGUGAACCACACAAGGCAAAGCUACCAAAUAUUAUUUUUCCAGGCGUAAUGAGCUUUGUGAAAUAAGGUCCCAAGAUCAACUGAACAUUUCUUUCACUUGCUUAACGAAGCCAUUGUUUUAACUUGGCCCAUAGUUAUCUACUUAAAUUAUACAGUUUUGUUGUUGAAAUGGACACUAUGGCAAUCUCAGAGCUGAUGGGAGUUCUAGCUAUUUUGGACUGCAACUCCCAGAAGCCUUGACCACCAACUGUG
This is a messenger RNA of Pogona vitticeps (central bearded dragon), 1179 nucleotides long. The record is from RefSeq and is a predicted model, not a curated record. NCBI's taxonomy places the organism in Eukaryota, Metazoa, Chordata, Lepidosauria, Squamata, Agamidae.